CCCACACUGUUCUGACUAUUUCUGAAUCAGCUUUCUAUAUAUCACACUAGUUCAUCAGCCUCUUCAGCUCACACUGUCAAACUUUGCGAGGUCGUAGCUCGGUUCUGCAGCGUUCAGAAUGGCCGGCAAGGCACUCUCCUUCGCCGUCGUCCUCCUCUCCGUCGUGAUCCUGGCCGCCGGGUCAAGAUCGCCGGCGGACGUCCAGCAGGUCGCGACGGCCGCGGGGAGCUACGGCGGCGACGACAACGUGUGCGUGUACACGGUCUACGUGCGGACCGGGUGGAUCUGGAAGGCUGGGACGGACUCGGUGAUCGGGCUGGCGCUCCGCGCCGCCGACGGCGCCGGCUUCACCAUCCCGGACCUGGCCCGCUGGGGCGGGCUCAUGGGCGCCGGCCACGACUACUACGAGCGCGGCAGCGUGGACAUCUUCAGCGGCCGGGGGCCCUGCCUGUCGUCCCCGCCGUGCGCGAUGAACCUGACCUCCGACGGCUCCGGCGCGCACCACGGCUGGUACUGCAAGUCCGUCGAGGUCACCGCCGCGGGGAUGCACCGGGCCUGCGCCAGGGCCGCGUUCGGCGUCGAGCAGUGGCUCGCCACGGACGCGCCGCCCUACCGGCUCUACGCCGAGCGCGGCGCCUGCGCCAAGAGCGGCGCGGCGGAGGAGUGAUGCUAGUGUACGUGGCGUCUCGGGGCCGGAUGCCGAUGCAGUGAGGGGACUUGUAGUAGUUCCCGCGUCGGGCCGUUUCUAUUGUUUCUUCUGUGUUGUGCUGCUGCUGCUGCUCUGCUUCGUGUGGCGUUGCUGUUAAAGAUGGGAUUCUGCGCGAAUAAUAAUGUGCUGGCUGACUGGCUCGAUCGGCAAGUUCUACUGUA
Panicum hallii is the source of this 870-nucleotide messenger RNA. RefSeq names its product PLAT domain-containing protein 3-like. The record is from RefSeq and is a predicted model, not a curated record. Lineage: Eukaryota; Viridiplantae; Streptophyta; Magnoliopsida; Poales; Poaceae. Gene Ontology annotation, molecular function: protein binding. The transcript is spliced from 2 exons. Bases 119 to 667 code for a protein of 182 amino acids.